Musa acuminata AAA Group (dessert banana) is the source of this 5013-nucleotide messenger RNA. RefSeq names its product leucine-rich repeat receptor-like serine/threonine-protein kinase At1g17230. The record is from RefSeq and is a predicted model, not a curated record. The coding region runs from base 1107 to 4409 and encodes 1100 amino acids. Lineage: Eukaryota; Viridiplantae; Streptophyta; Magnoliopsida; Zingiberales; Musaceae. Gene Ontology annotation, biological process: protein phosphorylation. The transcript is spliced from 3 exons. Gene Ontology annotation, molecular function: ATP binding; protein kinase activity; protein binding.
UUGGGAAAGUUCUCGAGGAAGAAGCAGGUUUUCCGGUGCUUACGGCAGGAGGAAAUGAUCAAAGAGAAGAGAUAGAAGGAAGAGAAGGUCAGUUUCUCCAUCUUUGUUUACAAUAUAAUGCUUGUAAUUCUCGUCUUCUACAUCCCUCUCGGUCAAUACUGGAUCCUCCUUAAGAUGAUUUAGAGCAGCUAACUCAAUGUCGUAGCAAGAUCUUCUUCCAUAUUUGUCGUCUACAUGCUGACAGACUCCACCAUCCACGGUCAUGUGCUGUGAUGUUGAAGUGACAGUAGCAGGAAAAAGGCAGGAAAACCAAACAGUAAUCAACACUAACAAUGGAAUUGGCGAAGGUGAGGUCCGGAGAGGAAGAAAGGUGGAUCGAAAUGGGUAGAGACGAUCUGUCUCAUUUACUAUCAUGAGAUUCCCGGAAGGACAGCAACAAAAGCCCUCCCACUUGGGCCUCACUGUUACUCUCCACAGCGGAAGACUGCAUACACUUGCAGGGGCCUGGUGAUGUGUGGAGGUGAGCUCAGGGUGGUGGUGCCUUUGUUCCGGACUCCAACCAUGCUCGUUGACUCUGGAUCACCUCUUCGGUGCAUUGGUGGUUGCCUCUCUGCCAUCCCACUAUAACAUCACCACCUCCUCCUUCUCGCUCUCCAGAAACCCUUGCUACCCCUGAGGUGCAGCACUCCUUUCCUUGCCACCAAUUACUGUUCCAUGGCCUCCUCUUCCUUCUUCCACUCUCUUGUUUGCCUUCUUGGAGUUCAUUACCUCUAGAACUAGCUACUAAUCCCCGAAACUCCCGUUAAGUUUUCUUGGAUUGCGCUGCUUUGGUAGUUUUGUUAAGAUUCUGUUCCUUUUCAAGUCAAUAUGAUUUGCUUUUUCCAGAUGUUGAUUGCUUGUGCCUAUUUAAUUCCUUUCUCACAGCUUUCAUGUUUGGAUUAGCUGAGCUUGUGCUACUGUCUUCUAUUUUUCCUACUAGUUAAUGCAUGAGCAAAGCCUAGCCAUAAAAUGGUUGCCUCUGAUGCCCGCACUUUCCACAAAGAUUGAUUCACUGACAUAGUUACUGAGAUCAAAUAGGGGUUGCAAGGGUUGUAGAUUGCACAAGAAUGGCGUCCGAAUGGCAGUUGUUCGCUGUCAUUUCUUGCAUUUUUGUUCUUGGCAUGGCGCUGAGCGACCACGAUGUUGAUCUGCUCCUCGAGUUCAAGAACAAUCUCAUCGAUGUAGAUAACCGCCUUUCAGAUUGGAACUCAUCUGAUCCGACUCCUUGCGACUGGAAUGGAAUCAUUUGUCGCGAUUCUGAGGUAACAUCCAUUAAUCUUUACAAAUUGGGGCUCCAAGGUUCCUUGUCUGCCAGCAUUUGCCAACUCCAUUACCUAACCAGCUUUAAUGUGUCGUCAAACAUGAUAUCUGGGCCCAUACCUAAAGAAUUUGCCCAAUGUAGAGGCUUAGAGGUUCUUGAUCUCAGUACUAAUACCUUACAUGGAGAGAUCCCCCAGGAGCUUUGUGCAUUGUCUUCCCUUAGACAACUUUUCUUGAGUGAGAACUGCCUGUACGGUGAGAUCUCGUCAAGCAUUGGUAACUUGACGAUGCUUGAGGAGCUUGUUAUUUAUAGUAACAACCUCACCGGCAUGAUUCCUCCAUCGAUUAAAAUGCUGAAGAGUCUUCGGAUCAUUCGAGCUGGUCGGAAUGACUUGACUGGUCCAGUGCCAGUGGAGAUUUGUGAGUGCAGUAGCUUAGAGGUCUUAGCUUUUGCCCAAAAUAAGUUGGAAGGGAUUCUUCCUAAGGAGCUUGAAAGGUUGAAGAAUCUUACGACUCUGGUUCUUUGGCAAAACCAGCUGUCUGGUGAAAUCCCCCCUGAGCUAGGCAACUGCAGUAAUCUAGAAAUGAUUGCUCUAAACAACAAUGGUUUCACCGGAGAUGUUCCAAAGGAACUUGGCAAACUGUCUUUGCUGAAAAAGCUGUAUAUUUAUACAAAUAGGCUGGAUGGAACGAUCCCUAAGGAUCUAGGAAAUUGCCAGAGUGCAAUCGAGAUUGAUCUUUCUGAGAACCGAUUGACUGGAGUUAUUCCUAAAGAGCUUGGUCGGAUACAGACUCUUCGCUUGCUCUACCUGUUUGAGAACCUCCUGCAGGGCAGCAUUCCUAGGGAGCUUGGCCAGUUGAGUCUUCUAAGGAAGAUAGAUUUGUCAAUCAAUAAUUUGACAGGAACUAUUCCUCUAGAAUUUCAGAACCUCACUUCGUUGGAGAACCUUCUGCUCUUUGAUAACAACCUUGAAGGAUUUAUUCCUCCGCUGUUAGGGACCAAUAGUAAUCUCUCCGUUCUUGAUUUAUCAGACAACAAACUCACUGGCAGCAUACCAUGCCAACUCUGUAAAUACCAGAAGUUGAUCAUUUUGAGCCUUGGGGCAAAUAGGUUGUUCGGAAACAUUCCUCAUGGGGUCAAAACAUGCAUGUCGCUCAUACAGCUAAGAUUGGGAGGGAAUCUGCUCACUGGAAGCCUUCCGGUGGAAUUAUCUGGGCUCCUGAAUCUAACUUCUUUAGAGAUGAAUCAAAACCGGUUUUCUGGACCCAUCACUCCAGAAAUCGGCAAGCUGAAGAGCCUUGAAAGACUCCUCCUGUCUGAUAAUUAUUUCAUGGGUCAGAUUACUCCUGAAAUUGGACAGCUAACAUCUCUUGUUAGCUUCAAUAUUUCCUCAAAUCAGCUUUCAGGUGGUAUACCUCAUGAGCUGGCAAAUUGUAAGAAGCUCCAAAGGCUUGAUCUUAGCAGAAAUCAUUUCAGUGGAACUAUCCCAGAAGAGAUUGGUAAUCUAGUCAAUUUGGAGCUACUUUUGCUCUCUGAUAACCAUCUUAAUGGAACAAUCCCAGAUGGUCUUGGGGGCCUUUAUCGCCUCACUGAGCUGCAAAUGGGUGGGAACAAUUUGUCUGGUUGCAUACCUGGUGAGCUGGGGCAUCUUACUGCACUGCAAAUUGCUCUCAAUCUCAGUUACAAUGCCCUCUCAGGAGAGAUACCGGCCGAUCUUGGGAACUUGCAAAUGUUGGAGACAUUGUACUUGAACAACAACCAGCUCGAUGGUGAAGUACCUCCUUCAUUUAGUAAGCUUUCCAGCCUUCUAGUCUGCAAUCUUUCUUACAAUUACCUCUUUGGUUCCUUGCCUGGUACUCCAAUAUUUAGAAGGAUGGAUGAUAGUAACUUCUUCGGAAAUUAUGAUCUGUGUGGUACUGAUACAAAGGCAUGCCAGCAUACGCCUGUACCAUUGAACAUUGCAGAAUCAGGUUGGGCAAAGAGAACGUCCAAGGAGAAAAUAGUUAGCAUCACUGCCGUGGUUGUGGGGUUGGUUUCUCUGGUUCUCACUAUAGGGUUGUGUUGGUCUCUGAAGUACCGCAUGCCUGUUCUCGUGAAAAGCGAAGAUCAUAAGCAGGGUGUUUCUGAUCUCUAUUACCUCCCAAAGGAAAGUAUAACAUAUCAAGAACUUCUCACAGCUACUGACAAUUUCUCAGACAGUGCUGUAAUUGGAAGAGGUGCUUGUGGCACAGUUUACAAGGCCAUAAUGUCCGAUGGGGGGAUAAUUGCAGUUAAGAAGCUGAAAUCUCAUGCAGAGUGUUCUAGCAUUGACAGUAGCUUUCGAGCUGAGAUAUCUACCCUUGGAAAUAUUAGGCACCGUAACAUUGUCAAGCUCUAUGGUUUCUGCUAUCAUCAAGACUCAAAUCUUAUCCUCUAUGAAUAUAUGGCAAACGGCAGUCUUGGUGAACGGCUUCAUGGUAACAACGAGACAUGUUUACUUGAUUGGAAUACUCGCUACAGGAUUGCUCUUGGAGCAGCUGAAGGCUUGCGUUAUCUCCACUGCGACUGCAAACCUCAAAUUAUCCACCGAGAUAUAAAAUCAAAUAAUAUCCUUUUGGAUGAGGCGAUGGAUGCUCAUGUAGGAGAUUUUGGCUUGGCAAAGUUAAUAGACAUUUCACACUCCAAAACCAUGUCUGCAGUUGCUGGUUCUUAUGGGUACAUUGCUCCAGAGUAUGCUUUCACAAUGAAAGUGACAGAAAAGUGCGACAUCUAUAGUUUUGGAGUUGUUCUUUUGGAAUUGAUCACUGGGCAAUCUCCCAUUCAGCCGCUAGACCAAGGAGGGGAUCUGGUCAAUUGGGUGAGGAGAUCCAUCCAAAAUAGCAUGCCAGCAUCUAAUGUGUUUGAUUCCCGAUUGGACCUUAGCUCAAAGGGCACAAUCGAAGAGAUGUGUUUGGUACUAAAAAUUGCACUGUUCUGCACCAACAACUUGCCAAUUGACAGGCCAACUAUGAGAGAGGUCAUAUCUAUGUUAAUCGAUGUAAGGGGAUCGAUAAGCAUUUCUGCCUCGUUUCCAUCAUCAGAAACUCCUUUGGAUGAAAAUGAAUCUUUGAAAGGACACAGUGAAUCAUGAGCAAUAUUAAGUGGCGGAUAAGGUCUUCUCUUUUUUCUUUCUAUGGGUAAUACAGGUUGUUCUUUGUUUUAUUUGCCGAAAAGCAUUUCCAUGUUCGUGUCGGGAGUAAGCAUGCUUGCAUCGAUCGAUGACAAGGCGGGUUUUUGUCACUGCAGGCAAAUGUUGAAUGCUAUAGCGGUCACAACCUACAUGUGUAGGAGAAGAAUCUCUUCCAAUAAAUGUGUCCCAAGUCUUUCUCUGGGGAACCCCUCCGAAAGUAUUAUGUUGCUCGAAACUCAGAUGCCGAGAAUCACUGGACAGAAGACCCCUCAUAUUAGAUGAAGAGAUACCGACAUAAAGUUUGUCAAAGCAAUUAAUUGAUCAACGUAGCAGGCCAUUCCAUUGCCUAACACUAUAUUUUCCUGCCUUUGAACUCUGGAGAAAGUCCUCUGAUGCUCUAUGUUUAUGUAAUUGUAUGAGAAAUAAGAGUUUGUAGUGCAAUUGGAUGUUACAGAGAAAAUGGUGACAUUGGUAUCAGUUGGCCUUCAACUAUUACUGUGAUGAAGAAACAUAUAUGAUUGAUGUGAAAUUUUGCACUUAGUCUGAAGGCCAUAUGUGUUUGAGA